Messenger RNA from Prosopis cineraria, 853 nucleotides. RefSeq lists its product as uncharacterized. The coding region runs from base 143 to 748 and encodes 201 amino acids. NCBI's taxonomy places the organism in Eukaryota, Viridiplantae, Streptophyta, Magnoliopsida, Fabales, Fabaceae. The transcript has a single exon. The record is from RefSeq and is a predicted model, not a curated record.
ACAAGAAAGGGAUUUGAUGCUUUUAGUGUCGGUUAGUUUUUUUUUUCCAUGAAGAAACCCUCAAGAAACCUCCCCCUUCCUCUUUCAUAAAUUCUUCAGAAACACUCUCUAAAUUGCUUCCCUCCGAUCAUUUCAUUCCAAUAUGGGAAAUUGCGUUUUCAAAGGCUUCAACUAUGGCGACGACAUGAUGGUCAAGGUCGUCACCUCCAACGGAGGCAUCAUGGAGCUCUACGCUCCCAUCACCGUCGAGUGCAUCACCAACGAGUUUCCAGGCCACGGUAUCUUCCGUCGCAGCCGCCCCGGUUUCUUCUCCGAGCCCAUGCUCCAUUCCGACGAGCUCCUCCCCGGCGAGCUCUACUACCUUCUUCCUCUCGAAACUUGUGGCUUGUCUUCCUCCGGCAAGAGCAUGGCCAGAAAACAAGCCGAUGAGUCAGCCGCCAACUUGACGCCGUACCGGAUGUUCACCUACGACAAGAACAGCCAUGGCGGAGGCAAGAUGGGGUCGUCGGAAGCGGAAGUGGUUCCGAGGUAUAAUGGCUCCGGAGUGUGGAAGGUGAAGCUGGUUAUAAGCCCCGAACAGCUGUCGGAUAUUUUGUCGCAGGAAUCGCGCACGGAGGCACUGAUCGAGAGCGUGAGAACCGUGGCUAAGUGCGGCAACGGGUUGCCGUCGGCAGUUAAUUCCGAUAAGUGGAGUGUCUCUGGCAGUUGGAAGGGUUCUCUGUCAGAAAAGAUGGCUUUCGACAGUUAGUUAAUUAUUGUUAAUUGUGAUUUUGUAUUGUCAAUCAAUAACCCACUCUAGCUAAUUAUGUCCUCAAUUCAUUUGUUCAUUACCAAGUCAUUAUAUACCUGUUAA